AUGUAUUAUAAUAAUUCUAAAUACAAAUUUUUGUUUUGUAAUUCGCCAACACCACAUAAAGUUAUAGCAUUUGGAUCAGAAUCGGCAAUAAAACUUUUAAGUGAAAAUCAUCACUGGAAUGCUGAUGGAACAUUUCGUACAUCGCCAGCAUUCUUUAACCAAGCAUAUUACAUACAUGUAUGGGAUGAAUGUAGUAUGAAACCAAUAGUAUAUGCAUGUUGUGAAGAUAAAUCUCAAAGCGAUUUUGAAAAAGCUGCCAUUAAUGCAAUUAAUGAUGUAUUUCCACAAAUAUUAGUUAAGGGUUGUCAUUUUCACUACGCUCAGAAUGUAUGGAAAAAAGUUAAAAAAUAUGGUUUGCUAAAAUUAGCAAAACAAGAAAAUAUUCGUCGUCAGAUAGCUAAUAUUAUAAGUUUACCAUUAGUAUCAAAAGACCAAAUUCAAAUCAUUAUAGAUGCUCGUUUUUCAUUUGAUAUGUGGAAUCAUUUUGAUUCAGUUGGUGAACGGCCGCGUACAAAUAAUCACUUAGAAGGUUAUCAUAGACAACUAAAUGCACGCGUGCGAACGAAUCCGGAUCUCUGGACAUGGAUUAAUGAAGUUCGUUCAUCUGAAGAAUCUGUUAUGUGUCGUUAUGAACAAGAACAAGCUCAAAAACGUACAACAAGACCACGAAAAAUGAAAAACAUACGUGAUGAUGUGAAGCUUAAAUUAGCAAAAACAAAAUAUAUUGAAGAUAAAGACUUUGAUAGAUAUCAAAAAGUUUUAAGAGCUCUUUCUCAUCGGUAUAUAGAUGUUAUAAAAGACGCCGGAGAUUCAGCGUUUCAAAUCUACGUUAGUCUUGCUCUAAGCAUAAAUAUUGUUAUGGCAUUACUCAUGUGGUAUGUAAUAGCGAUUAUGUGGACAUAUCGACCAGAUUUGGGAACAUUGACGAUUGUGAUGGUUGUUUCUUGGGCAUUUAGCAGUAUGGUUUAUAUUUUUGUCGUAUCGAUUACAGCUGGUCUAUUAAAUUCAGUCACUCGGGGAUCUUUAACUUAUUUAUAUCAGUUACCAGCCACUGGCUGUUCGAUUAAUUACAAUGCACAAGUAAUGUAA
Molecule: messenger RNA, 1089 nt
Organism: Didymodactylos carnosus
Lineage: Eukaryota; Metazoa; Rotifera; Eurotatoria; Philodinida; Philodinidae
Source: the annotation of a GenBank genome assembly